AUGAUGAACGGUGUACCAAAGAAACGCACCAACUUGCGCAUCAAAGCUUUCCCGAUGUCAAUGGAUGAUAAAUUAAUUGAUAAUAUUUGGGUGUUAUUGAAAAAUGCUAUUCAAGAAAUUCAAAAGAAAAACAAUUCUGGUCUAAGUUUUGAAGAACUGUACCGAAAUGCCUAUACCAUGGUAUUGCUGAAACAUGGUGAGAAAUUGUAUACUGGCAUGAAGGAAGCUGUAAUAAACCAUUUAGAAAAUAAGGUCAGAGAAGAUGUUCUUAAGGCAUUAAAUAACAAUUUUUUACAAGUUUUAAAUGUUGCUUGGAAUGACCAUCAAACUUCUAUGGUGAUGAUACGUGACAUAUUGAUGUACAUGGACCGAGUUUAUGUUAAACAUAAUGAAGUUGACAAUGUUUAUAAUUUGGGUCUCGUUUUGUUUCGUGAUCUAAUUGUUCGCUAUGGGUAUAUUCGUGAUCAUCUUCGGAUGACUCUGUUGAAUUUGAUAAAACUUGAAAGAAAAGGUGAAGUAGUUGAUCGAAUAGCCAUUAAAAAUGCAUGUCAAAUGUUAAUGAUUCUUGGAAUUACUGGGCGCAUUGUUUAUGAAGAAGAUUUUGAAAAACCGUUUUUGGAACAAUCUGCUGAAUUUUAUAAAAUGGAAAGUCAAAAGUUUUUAGAUGAAAACAGUGCAUGUAUUUAUAUUAGAAAAGUUGAAUCUAGAAUUAUAGAAGAAUCAGAUCGAGCAAAACAUUACCUAGAUGAUUCAACUGAAAGUCGAAUUGUUGAGGUUAUUGAAGUAGAACUAAUCAAAAGAAACAUGAAAAUAAUUGUUGAGAUGGAAAAUUCUGGUGUUGUAUACAUGUUGAAGAACAACAAAAUUGACGAUUUAGCAUGCAUGUACAAGUUAUUAUCUCGCGUUCCUGAAGGUUUAAAAACCAUGUCUGAUAGUGUUAGUUUGUAUUUACGGGAAUUAGGAAAAUCACUUGUUCAAGGAGAAGAUAUUAAUACUAACGCAGUCAACUAUAUUCAGAGUUUGUUGGAUCUCAAAGAUAGAUUUGAUUUUUUUUUGGUUCAUUCGUUUAACAAUGAUAAGAUGUUUAAACAAAUGAUUGCUGCUGAUUUUGAAUAUUUUUUCAACAUCAAUUCUAAGUCACCAGAAUAUCUAUCUUUAUUUGUUGAUGAGAAAUUGAAAAAGGGAGUGCGUGGGUUAACUGAAAAUGACGUAGAGGUAGUCUUGGACAAAGCCAUGGUUAUUUUCCGCUUUCUUCAAGAAAAAGAUGUAUUUGAAAGGUAUUAUAAACAGCAUUUAGCCAAGAGAUUACUUUUAAAUAAAUCUGUCAGCAAUGACAAUGAAAAAAAUAUGAUCUCUAAACUCAAGACUGAGUGUGGCUGUCAAUUCACUUCAAAACUGGAAGGUAUGUUUAAAGAUAUGUCCGUAUCUAACACUAUCAUGGAAGAAUUUAAGGAAUACGCUGCGAAGUCUAAUAAUCCGUUUUUACAUGCCGUGGAUCUUACUGUGAGAGUAUUAACCACGGGGUUUUGGCCUACCCAUGCAUUAUCAAAAUGCAAUGUGCCGUUGGUUCCUAGGAGUGCUUUUGCAGAAUAUCGAAAUUUUUAUCUGGGGAAACAUAACGGUCGACAACUAACAUUGCAACCACAACUUGGGUCAGCUGAUUUGAAUGCUGUAUUCUACGGUUCAAGACGACCAGACAAUGAAUUAUUGACAACUGUAUCUAUUUCAGCUAAUUCUCUCAGCUCAUCUAGCGUGCGAAGACACAUAAUUCAAGUGUCGACUUAUCAGAUGUGUAUUCUUUUAAUGUUCAAUACUCAUGAAAAAUUAACUUUUGAAGACAUACGAAGUGAAACUGAUAUUCCUGACAAAGAUUUGAUUAGAGCAUUACAAUCUUUAGCAUUAGGAAAACCCUCACAGCGUAUACUUUUGAAGACUCCUAAAUGUAAAGAAAUAGAAUUAACUCAUGAAUUCUGUGUUAAUGAGUUAUUUACAUCGAAAUUGCAUAGAGUGAAAAUCCAAACAGUCGCAGCUAAAGGGGAAACUGAACCAGAAAGAAAAGAAACUAGAAGCAAGGUAGAUGAGGACCGUAAGCAUGAAAUUGAAGCUGCAAUUGUACGCGUUAUGAAAUCACGGAAAAAAUUGAUUCAUAAUACUCUAGUGUUGGAAGUCGUAGAACAACUCAAAGUCAGAUUCUUACCUUCUCCGGUUAUUAUCAAAAAAAGAAUUGAAGGACUAAUUGAAAGAGAAUACCUUGCAAGAUCAACAGAAGAUAGGAAAACUUAUCUUUAUGUUGCAUAAAAUGUGUAUUUAAAAUUGUAUAUUGAGUCUUCCUAUGUAAAAAUUGACAACUGAAUAUUAUACAGGUGUUCACGUUAAGAUAUACCACUUAUUAUUUCAGCAGGAUGACCUUUAAUUGAAAUGUGAUUUAAGUAGGUGAAAUGGUGUACUUGAAAUGAACAUUGUGAGACAAUUUCAAAUGUUUCUUACAGACUUGGAUAAAAAAAUUUUGUAUUUUGUUUUUUUUAUAUUACAAAGGUAACUAAUUUAAAGUAAAUUGAAUAAUGUUGGUAACACAUCUUUGUUUUACUCAAAUUUUAUUUUACUCGUUCAUACAACAAUAUAAAGAAUAAUUUAUGGUAACACAAUUUAACUACAAAUUUUUAAUUUAAGAUUUGGUUAUAUGGACAAUAGUAAUUAAUUUACAAAUUUGUGUACAAAUAUUAAUAUUUAACACCAUCGUUUUGUAAAAAAAAAACUGGAAUUAUUCAUAAAGUUCAACUCUAAUAUUGUCAAUUUAGUAAUAUACACAUUUUGUGUGUAAAAAUUAGUCUGUCCGAAACUUAUUUAGAAAUAAAUUGGUGUUACUAACGAAAAUGGUCAGAUUAGUAGGAAUGUAAAUUUAAUGCUCCCGAAAUCACUGUUUCAAUCUAAUAUUAUCCAGCUGAAAUAGUAGUACCUCUUAGCAUGAGAACACAUGCACAUAUUAAAUUAGGGACCCAUUGUUCCUAUUAAAAAAAAAAAAAAACCAGGAUUAAAUGAACAAAUACUUAAUAGAUUCCUUAAUGUUUUUCAUAGAAAUGGAAUGUAUAUCGAGCAAUGUUAUAAAUGUGUGACAAAUUUUCAGGUGCUACACGGUAUCUUAACUUGAUCCAGUAAUAAUUUCCAGUCACUAUUUACAAAAACCAAAAAAAAUAUUAAUCAUAAGUUUAAUGUGAUAAUGAUCGUUUUCAUCUAUGGUCUUCUUGUAUUGUAAGCAUAAAAUGUGUUUAUUCCAUUUUAAAUAUAUGUAUUAUCAAAUGAA
Molecule: messenger RNA, 3301 nt
Organism: Acyrthosiphon pisum (pea aphid)
Lineage: Eukaryota; Metazoa; Arthropoda; Insecta; Hemiptera; Aphididae
Product: cullin 3
Exons: 14
Coding region: 1-2298 (765 amino acids)
Biological process (GO): ubiquitin-dependent protein catabolic process
Cellular component (GO): cullin-RING ubiquitin ligase complex
Molecular function (GO): ubiquitin protein ligase binding
Source: RefSeq, a predicted model, not a curated record